AAUUUUUGGGGUGACCCCCAAGCUUCUGGGAGGGGUCCCUGAAUAUUUUUUGGGGGUCCCCUGAGAUUGGAGGGUCCCCAAAAAUUUGGGAAUCCCCAAAAUUUUGGGGUCCUCAGGGAUUGAGGGAAUUUUUGGGGGGGAUUCCCCAAAAUUUGGGAAUUCCCAAGGAUCGGGGGGGGUCCCCAAGGAUUGGGAGAGGUCCCCAAAAUUUGGGAUUUCCCAGGAUUUGGGGGGUUCCCAAAGAUCAGGGGGGGUCCCCAGGGAUUGGGGGGUCCCCAAAAUUUGGGUCCCUGACCUUUGACCCCGCGCUCCCCCAGCUCCAGCCCCGCUGUCCCCGGCACCUGGCCCAGGGAUUCCCGUGGGAAGCGGCGAUGUCGGACAAGGGCGGCAGCAUGGACGGCAGGACGGACAUUGUCAACGGCAGCCUGUCGAGCAGCCCCGAGGACAUGUCGGCCGAGGAGGGCCGCGAGACGUCCUCGGGGAUCGAGGUGGAGGCGUCCGACCUGAGCCUGAGCCUGACGGGCGACGACGCCGGGGCCGCGCGGGGCCGCGCCAGCGACAGCGACAGCUCCGGGGACAAGGACAGCGACAGCAUGGACGACACCGGCCACUACUCCAUCCCCGAGGAGCCGCGGCACGACGAGGACGAGGAGGAGGAGGAGGAGGAAGAGGAGGAGCCGCGCGCCCGGCGCAGGGCGCCCCGCAAGCGGCCGCCCCACGAGCGCGACUCGUCCGACGAGGAGCAGGCGCUGGAGGACUGGGUGGCCUCGGAGACGUGGGCGCUGCCGCGGCCGCGCUGGCGGGCGAUCCCGGCGCUGCGGCAGCGCCAGCUGGGCGGCUGCUCGCGCUUCGUGGCGCAGGCCUGCGGCGCCCGGCUCUUCGUGCAGAAGUUCCGGCUGCAGCACGGCCUGGAGGGCCACACGGGCUGCGUGAACACGCUGCACUUCAACCAGCGCGGCACCCGCCUGGCCAGCGGCAGCGACGACCUCAAGGUGCUGGUGUGGGACUGGCUGCGGCGCCGGCCCGUGCUGCAGUUCGACAGCGGGCACAAGAGCAACGUCUUCCAGGCCAAGUUCCUGCCCAACAGCGGUGACUCCACGCUGGCCAUGUGUGCCCGGGACGGGCAGGUGCGCGUGGCCGAGCUCUCGGCCACCCAGUGCUGCCGCAGCACCAAGCGCGUGGCCCAGCACAAGGGGGCUUCCCACAAGCUGGCGCUGGAGCCGGACUCGCCCUGCACGUUCCUGUCUGCGGGGGAGGACGCCGUGGUCUUCACCAUCGACCUGCGGCAGGACCGGCCCGCCUCGAAAUUGGUGGUGACGAAGGAGAAGGAGAAGAAGGUCGGGCUCUACACCAUCUUUGUCAACCCUGCCAACACCUCCCAGUUCGCCGUGGGCGGCCGCGACCAGUUCGUGAGGAUUUAUGACCAGAGGAAAAUCGAUGAGAACGAGAACAACGGAGUCCUGAAGAAGUUCUGUCCCCACCACCUGGUGAACUGCGAGUCCAAAGCCAACAUCACCUGCCUGGUCUACAGCCACGACGGCUCAGAGCUGCUGGCCUCGUACAACGACGAGGACAUUUACCUGUUCGACUCGGCGCACAGCGACGGCGCGCAGUACAGCCGGCGCUACAAGGGCCACCGCAACAACGCCACGGUGAAAGGGGUGAAUUUCUACGGCCCCAAGAGCGAGUUCGUGGUGAGCGGCAGCGACUGCGGCCACAUUUUCCUGUGGGAAAAAUCCUCCUGCCAGAUCGUGCAGUUCAUGGAGGGGGACAAGGGUGGAGUGGUGAACUGCCUGGAGCCUCACCCGCACCUGCCCGUGCUGGCCACCAGCGGGCUGGACCACGACGUGAAGAUCUGGGCGCCCACGGCCGAGGCGCCCACGGAGCUGCGGGGCCUCAAGGAGGUGAUCAAGAAGAACAAGGUGGAGCGGGACGAGGACAGCCUGCACCACACGGACAUGUUUGACAGCCACAUGCUCUGGUUCCUCAUGCACCACCUGCGCCAGCGCCGCCACCACCGGCGCCGCCGGGACCCCGGGGCCGACUCCCCCUCGGACGACUCCGGGAGCUCCUCGGACACCUCGGACGAUGAGGAGGAGGGGCCGGACCGGGUGCAGUGCAUGCCCUCGUGAGCCCCAAACCCCAAUCCCCCAAAAAAACC
This is a messenger RNA of Passer montanus (Eurasian tree sparrow), 2161 nucleotides long. It is a transcript of the gene DCAF8, whose product is annotated as DDB1 and CUL4 associated factor 8. NCBI's taxonomy places the organism in Eukaryota, Metazoa, Chordata, Aves, Passeriformes, Passeridae. The coding region runs from base 372 to 2132 and encodes 586 amino acids. The transcript is spliced from 15 exons. Gene Ontology annotation, cellular component: Cul4-RING E3 ubiquitin ligase complex; cytoplasm. Gene Ontology annotation, molecular function: protein binding. The record is from RefSeq and is a predicted model, not a curated record.